AUGUUGUGCAAAUUGCUUUUUCUUAUCAGCUGGUUUACAACUGCUAUUUCAGAUGAACAUAGCAUUCCGAUCCAACUCGAUAACGUAACUCCACACGACAAAUCCGAUGAAACAUUCCAUGCAAGUAUUCUAAGAUGGACUGGGAAAGGAAGGCUUGCCAUUUGGUCAAUUUCUGAAUCACGUAACUCAACCAUUGCUUGCUGGAUUAGAAAAAGUAAGAGUGGAUCGGGAAAGGAAGGCUUGCCAUUUGGUCAACUUCUAGAUCACAUACCUCAACCAUUGCUCGCUGAAUUGGAAAAAGUAAGCAAAACAGUGGCAGAAAAAUCAUAA
Cercopithifilaria johnstoni is the source of this 330-nucleotide messenger RNA. The record is from the annotation of a GenBank genome assembly. Lineage: Eukaryota; Metazoa; Nematoda; Chromadorea; Rhabditida; Onchocercidae.